UUUUAGUAUUUUUAUUAAUUUUCGAAUAAACAUUAAUUUUUUUUUAUUUUCGCAUUUGCAGCAUUUAAUGUUGCCGCUUAUCUCAUUGAUUUUGUGUUUGGUUUACAAAGCUUUUUUUAUUUUUUGUAAAAAUGCAUGGUUAUUUUGUUUGAUUUUUGGAGAUGAUUUGCAUUUGGAUAGAAUUGACUAUUGUUUGGUAAGGGAAUUAUUAAUAACGAUUUUUGGAAAAAUAUUAUAA
Molecule: messenger RNA, 238 nt
Organism: Meloidogyne enterolobii
Lineage: Eukaryota; Metazoa; Nematoda; Chromadorea; Rhabditida; Meloidogynidae
Source: the annotation of a GenBank genome assembly